Messenger RNA from Echinostoma caproni, 505 nucleotides. The record is from the annotation of a GenBank genome assembly. Lineage: Eukaryota; Metazoa; Platyhelminthes; Trematoda; Plagiorchiida; Echinostomatidae.
UGUGGUGGUGGUGGUGGGAAUGGUGGUGAUGGUGGUUGUGGUUGUGUUGGUGAUGGGGAUGGUCGUUGUGGUUGUGGUAGUGGCGUUGAUGGUGUUGGUGUUGGUCAUGGUAAUGGUGGUGAUGUUUGUGGUUGUGUCGGCGAUGGUGGUUGUGAUUGUGGUGGUUGUGGUUUUGUUGUUGUUGGUGGUGAUGGUGUUGGUGGUGUUGAUGGUUAUGGUUGUGGUGGUUGUGGUUCUGUUGUUGUUGUUGUUGGUGGUGGUGUUGGUGUUGAUGAUUAUGGUUGUGGUGGUUGUGGUUUUGUUGUUGUUGUUGGUGAUGGUGGUGGUGGUGAUGAUAGUGAUGUUGGGGGGUUCAACUGACAUUUGUAACGGUAACACAUCCUACUCUUCAAAAACUAAUUUUGCGGAUUUUCGGGACUUAAGUUUUACCUCCAUUCUUUUAUUUUUUGUACACAAGUACACGAAUGAUGUGAUAGUUGGACUUUGUUCGAGUGAUCUUCACUGA